Plasmodium yoelii is the source of this 1416-nucleotide messenger RNA. RefSeq names its product conserved Plasmodium protein, unknown function. The coding region runs from base 1 to 1416 and encodes 471 amino acids. NCBI's taxonomy places the organism in Eukaryota, Apicomplexa, Aconoidasida, Haemosporida, Plasmodiidae. The record is from RefSeq and is a predicted model, not a curated record. The transcript is spliced from 2 exons.
AUGGAAAAUAAUUACUGUGAAGAUAUUACCCUUUUUUUUUCCAUAAAAGAUUUAGAAAAAAUAUUAAAUGUUUUUAACAAUGCUAAACAAGUAAAAAGAGAUACUCAUAAAGUUUUUAGUUUUGGCAAUUCUUGUGAAUUAUUGUUCGAUUCAAAUUGUUAUUCUGUAAUUGAGGAAAAGACAGAAAAAAAGGAAAUUAAAAAAAUAUCCUCAUUAAGUUUAUUAAGCAAUGAAAACGAUCAAAAAUUUGAAGAAAAAAAUAUGAACAAGCAAGGUAAUAAAAAUAUAAAUGAAGAUGAAAAAGAAAGUAUAACAUUAAAAUCAUUUGAAUUAAAAAAAAAAAAAAAAAACUUUUUAUUUAAUGAAAAAAAUGCAUAUGAUCACCAUGAAUUAAUUAGCGAAGAAAUAUUUAAUUGUUUAUAUAAGAAUACAAAAAAUGCAAAAUUUACAAAAAAAUAUAAAUUGUUAAUAGAAAUAAUAAUUCAAGCUAUUAUAUAUGCAAAUAAAAUUAAUCUAGAUAUUUAUAAAUUGAAUUUAUUUUUAUCUAUUAUAAUUAUGGUUAUGUACAAAAUUAUGGAAAAUUUACGAGAAAAUAUAAAAAGACAAAAAAAACGAAAAGAAAUAACAAUAAACUAUUUUGUAAAUUUAUUAGAAAAAAACACAAGCUAUCUUGAUCAUAUUCAGCUAAGCAAAGACACCCGAAAUGGCGAAUUAGAAAAUGGCGAAUUAGAAAAUGGCGAAUUAGAAAAUGGAGAAUUAGAAAAUGGAGACAAUUCAAAAGUUGAAAAGGUUGUAAAAGUUGAAAAGGUUGAAAAGGUUGAAAAGGUUGAAAAGGUUGAAAAAAAUAGUAAGAGAGAAAAAAAAGAAAAAAAAAAAAUGGAAAAAAAAAUGGAAAAAGAAAUGAAUAAUAUAGAAAAUGAUAAUAAUUUAAAAAAUAAAAAGGAAACCCAUGAUGAUAAUAUAAAAACGCAAAUCCUUGAAGAUGAAAAGAAUUCGAUUCAAAAUGAGAUGGACAAAAAUAAUAAAAAUAUCACUGACAACAAUUUAAGCUCUUCUGAUACUAUAAAUAUAGAAAAAAAUAUCGUUCUUUUUCAACAUUAUGAAGCUAAAUACAUAAUAAAAUAUAUGUUUAACGAAAUAUUUUCAAUAUAUAAUAUAUUGGAAUAUUUAUUUUUAUUCCCUCCUCUUUCUGUAAAUUUAUCUUUUUGUAAUACAUUUGCAAAUAUAUCUUCACCACACAAAUUUUCGACACAUAAUGAAAUAAAAUAUGAAUCAGGUAAAGAACAAACAGAAGAAAAUGAAUUUUCUGCAAAUUCAUACAUUAAGGAAGCACUUGAUGUUCCGCUAUUUGUACUUGAUAAAUUUUAUGGUCAUAUUAAAGAAUUACAAAAUAAAAUUAAUCAAGCAAUAAUUUGA